AUGAGCUCGUCGUCAAUGCGGCUACCGCCAGAGCAACCGGAGAAGACCAGGCACCCUUUAUUGGGGACGAAACCGAAUAUAUCGUCGCAACAUCCUUCUCCCUGCGUUUCACGUCCUUCAAAAAUUCCUAUCCUGAGAUUGUCAAUCCAUAACGAGGUUGCGGUUAGACCACGCGCUAAGAAGGCAUGUAAGGAGUGCAGAGGCCUGAAGACCAAGUGCGAUGGAUACCAACCGUGCAGCCGAUGCGUGGGGUUCGGAAUAGACUGCAUCUAUGUUGAUGGGAAGAAAGAGUCUCAGGAAAGGCGACUUCAAGAGCUCGAAAGGCAGGUUCAGGUCUACGAAAAACUGCUUCGCCGACUGCAGCUGAAAGUGAUGCCGGAGGACGAGGAACUUGUCGCUCGAGCUUUGGCUGAAUUUUCGCCCGAAUCCACCGAUACGGUGACAGGUCACGGCCAUUCCCAAACUGCGAGAGAGGAACUCCGUUUGGGGGUAGAGUGCGUACAAGAAGACUUCCACGGUAACAGACGUUUGCAACCCAUUGGAUUUAUUGGUGGUCCUUCUGAGAUGUCUUGGGUUCGCGACCUAAACAGGGCAGUGGAGAAGGACACCGAAAUCCUUAAUGCAAACACUCCGAACCAAUCUCCAAGCGACGACUCCCAGGCUCUGAGUAAGGUGAGUUAUUUCCUAGACGACCAGGAGAUUACUAUUGAUGAUGACAUUGAUGUUCACAUUCGGCCUUCUCCAGAUAUUGCAGAGAGACUAGUCCGUCUAUAUUUCCAUACUGUACAUCCUUCAUUCCCCAUCAUUAGCAGAUUAUCCUUCACGCAGCAGUUGGAAAGCUAUUACACGAAACCUUAUUUGCGGCCAACAAAAAAGUGGCUCGCAAUCCUGAAUCUAGUUUUCGCCGCGGCGGCCUAUCAAUUGAUUGAUCACCCCGAUCUCCAGCAAGUCCAGGUCGAAGGUCUCAUUGCAUCAUGGAGAGCAUGUGGCGUCGCGAUCAGGUCGUCCAUUGCCAUGGGGAUUAACCUUCGCAGUGAGAGUAAAGAAAUUUCAAAUAUUUCUAAAGAGAUCCGAUACCGCGUUUGGUGGUCACUCUAUACAUUGGAAAAUACGCUAUCAACCAUGACUGGGCGGCCUACUGCAACCGCAGAUAGGUUCUUUGCAGUCCGCCUCUUAGCUGACUUUGAUUUCCGUACCGAGUAUAUGCGAGCCUUUGCAGUCACCAGGCAUAGAUUCCCGGCCACCCCCGAUUCACCUGCCGGAAAGGCUAGCGGACAGAAUUUAGCUGCAGACUUAGCGGAGAUUGUUCCCAGCACCUCCCUGUAUUUUGUCUACUUUGUCCAGCUUACCGAAAUCAUGCGUCGCGCGAUAGAUUUAUUAUACAGUCCAGGAUUCGCUACUCGACCCUGGCUUACUAUCAAUACAGCAAUGCUGGACUUGGUAGAUGAGACGGACGAGUGGCUUGCCGGCCUUCCCGUGGUAUUUCAGUUUACCUGUCACCGAACAGCACAUCAGUUUCAGAGGCAAAGAUGGAGUUUUGCCUUCCGAUUUCAUAGUGUGAAAAUUACGAUUUGUCGACCUUCUCUUUGUCGUUCAGCGAGACAGGAACCAGGCACAGAGCUUUACACGGAAGUCCAGAAGGCAGCAGAGCUAUGUAUCGAUUCUGCAUGCCAGAUUCUUGACCUUUUACCUAAUGAGCCUGAUAUCGUCUGGUUGAACCAAGUGUCUCCAUGGUGGUGUGUUCUACACUACCUCAUGCAAUCAGUAACCGUGCUGUUGAUAGAAUUGGAGUACUGCGGCAGAUAUAGUAGCGAUAAUACCGUGAGAGUUAACUCAAUGAUUGAAAAGGCACUAGUGUGGCUUUCUGCAUUGGCGAUGGAUAGUCUCGCUGCGCAGCGUGCUUCAGAAGUCUGCCAUGACCUCUAUCGCCGGCUUUUUCUACGCUCCACCGUGGAACAGAGCAGGCUGCCUGAACUUGGCACGAUUGCACUCCCUACUACUGGGCUAGAAAGUUCAUCUUCCCAACCUAUAUACUAUCCAUUUAACCACAUAUGCUCUGUGCCACAUGGCACGGGCGGGCAAUCAACCAUGGACUCAGGAUCAUUGCAUAACGUGUUUUAUCACCCUGUAUUUCAGACUCCAUAUGAUGAAUUUAGGCCAUGUAACUUUGACAGGAUGUGA
Molecule: messenger RNA, 2181 nt
Organism: Aspergillus pseudonomiae
Lineage: Eukaryota; Fungi; Ascomycota; Eurotiomycetes; Eurotiales; Aspergillaceae
Exons: 6
Coding region: 1-2181 (726 amino acids)
Biological process (GO): DNA-templated transcription; regulation of DNA-templated transcription
Molecular function (GO): DNA binding; DNA-binding transcription factor activity, RNA polymerase II-specific; zinc ion binding
Source: RefSeq, a predicted model, not a curated record